Molecule: messenger RNA, 2144 nt
Organism: Magallana angulata
Lineage: Eukaryota; Metazoa; Mollusca; Bivalvia; Ostreida; Ostreidae
Product: bifunctional coenzyme A synthase-like
Exons: 9
Coding region: 290-1906 (538 amino acids)
Biological process (GO): coenzyme A biosynthetic process
Molecular function (GO): dephospho-CoA kinase activity; ATP binding
Source: RefSeq, a predicted model, not a curated record
UGUGUUGGUUCAUGAAUUAGCGACAUCCCUAUAUUUCCUAUGAGAUUUUCCUCCCACGACUGAAAAUGAAAUACUCGAGCCUGUCUGAAAGCAACGCAGAAUGUUGAUUAAAUGCCAAAGAAUCUUAUUGACACUGCUGAAAAUUUAAUAUCUGCACCAAUUACUCUGAUUGCGAAGUAUUUUCAAUUGUCAUUGAUUAAAUCCGUUGACCGUAUUCUGAAAUCAAUUCGGGAGCCAACAUUUUCUGUUUGUGCUGCAAUUUAUGACUUCUGAGAUAUAAACUGCAGUCAUGUUUGAAUCCGGCCUUUUGAUUCUGACAAGACCUAUUCCAGUUCUCAGGAAAAAUAUUCAGCAUAUUUUGUCACAAGCUGCUAAGGUAAUUUCCAAUACACUGUAUGUUCACAUUCAGCCGACCCAGGCUCUGAAACCGGACUCUAACCCAGAACCAGUGUUUACAAGUCUUCGAUUUGUUCCUCCAAACAAAGGCCUGCAAAAGUUGAUGACUGACAUCUACUCUUCUAGUGCAGCUGUAUGUGGAAACAUUGAUAUAUACGUCCUGCAAGGAAACAUAACAAAUGUUAAAAAUGAAAACUUCCACUACAAUCUAAGAUCAAAGCUAGAUGUCAUUCUGAUGGACAAUCAGGAACAACUUAAUACAAAUGAACAGUUCUUAAGUAAAUUUGUUCAGAGUACAUUUCAGGCAUCCACACAUAACAUCAAAUUCCAGUGCCUCUGUGAUAUAAACUCUGUUGGUAUGGAGGAAUUGCCUUCAGAGAGUUCUGGCAUACAGACUUACAGACGAGUAGUAUUAGGGGGAACCUUUGAUAGAUUACAUCUGGGACACAAGAUUCUUCUGGGAGAGGGUUGUCUGUUUGCUGAAGAAAACCUGACUGUUGGAGUUACCACAGGGGAAAUGAAUCUUAAGAAAUCUUUACCGGAGCUGAUACAGUCCACCCCUGUCAGGAUUGAUUCAGUGGUGCAGUUUAUUGAGACAGUGAAGCCGCAGAUAAGUCAUCGCGUGGUCCCAAUCACCGACAUGUUUGGACCCACCAUCACUGACCCAGAUCUACAAUGUAUUGUGGUCAGUGAUGAGACAAAGAAAGGAGGAGACAUUGUGAACCAGGAGAGACAGAAGAAAGGCUACAGUGCGUUGGAUGUACAUGUCAUUGACCUUGUACAAGAUCAAUGUCAUGGUCAGUUUGAGGAGGCCAAGAUCAGCUCUUCAUCACUACGGAAACGGUUGUUAGGAACACUUAUUAAUCCAGUCAAGCCAAACAAGAACAUUCCCUCUACACCCUAUAUUCUGGGAUUAACAGGUGGAAUAGCCAGUGGGAAGUCAGCCAUAUGUAAAAGACUACAGGGGCUGGGAGCAGGAACUGUUGACUGUGAUAAACUAGGUCAUCAGGCAUAUGCAAAGGGAACCGAGGGAUACGACAAGGUGGUCGGUACAUUUGGUAGUGGUAUCCUGAACAGUGAUGGGGAGGUAAACAGAAGAUCCUUAGGUGCCAUUGUGUUCAGUGAUGAGACAAAAAUGCAGACAUUGAAUGAAAUAGUUUGGCCAGAAAUAGCAAAGUUAGCCACAGAAGAAGUUAAAAAGUUUGGUGCAGAAGGAAAAGCAGUAGUGGUGCUUGAAGCAGCCAUUUUGUUAAGGGCAGGCUGGGAGGAGCUUUGCCAUGAAGUAUGGGGGUGUGUUAUUCCAGUAAAAGAGGCAGUAAAAAGGUUACAUGAAAGGAACAACUUGUCUGAGGAAGAGGCCAUGAAGAGGAUACAUUUAGGGGUCACCAACUCUGAGCUUGUCUCUAAAUCUAACGUCAUUCUGUGUUCCGAGUGGGAGUACGAGUAUACUCAGCAACAGGUUGAAAAGGCAUGGAGUCGACUUCAUCCCACUGUGAAAUCCAAACAUUGACAUACAAGUCUUAAACAUUUUGACAUAUGGUAUAAUAUCACUAUUAUAGAGGAGAAACCAAUAUUACUUUAUCAGUGAUGCAAAUGUAAUCAGUGAUUUUUUUUAAAAUCCUGUAAAAACAGGUGUUUCAAGAAAAAUUAUAAUUAAAACAAAUCCUGCUAAUAAAAGUGCUUAUUUGUUCAUUGGAGUCAUGGGAGAAACAGAGCUUAAAAUUGAUCAAUUUCUGCUUAAUUGCUUC